AUGCCUAUUUCUUUUCCUUCAUUGAAAGAAUUAAUAGCAAAAGAAGGACUAAAAAGUGUUCCAGAGAGAUAUAUUCAUAGGGAUAUUGACCAUCCAAUUUUAUCUAGCAAAGAUUCUUUGCAACAGCUUCCUAUAAUUGACCUUAGCAAAUUGUUGUCUGAAGAAGUGAAGGGUCCUGAAUUAGAGAAGCUGGACAUUGCAUGCAAAGAAUGGGGUUUCUUCCAGCUAAUUAAUCAUGGACUUAGCAUGGCAUUGAUGGAAGAUAUGAAGAUAGGUGCUAAAGAGCUCUUCAACCUUUCAAUGGAAGAGAAGAGUAAGCUUUGGCAGAAACCAGGAGAUAUGGAAGGGUUUGGUAAAAUGAUUGAUGUGUAUGAAGAUGAACCAUCAGAUUGGGUAGAUUUGUUCUACAUUUUCACACUUCCUGCCCACUUAAGGAAGCCUCAUUUAUUCCCUAAUUUACCACUGCCAUUCAGGGAAAACUUAGAGACCUAUUGUACAAAGAAUAGAGAACUUGCAAACAACAUUUUGGAUCUUAUAGGGAAAGCUCUUGGCAUAGAAUCAAAUGAUAUUAAAGAGUCAUUAGGAGAAGGAGGACAAUCAAUUAGGAUAAACUACUAUUCUCCAUGUCCUCAACCAGAAAAUGUUCUUGGUCUUAAGGCUCAUACUGAUGCAUCUGCCCUCACCAUUCUUUUCCAAAACAAUGAAGUUGAAGGACUCCAAAUUAAAAAAGAUGGAACAUGGAUUAGUGUUAAGCCACUCCCAAAUGCUUUUAUCGUUAGUCUUGGAGAUGUUAUGGAGGUAAUAACAAAUGGUAUAUACAAGAGCACUACACACCGAGCAAUAGUAAACUCAACAAAAGAGAGACUAUCCAUUGCAACAUUUUAUGGUCCAGAAUGGUGUAAAAAUAUAGGUCCAGUAUCAUCUCUUUUAACUCCACAAACACCACCAUUGUUCAAAACAAUUGGUGUAGCUGAUUUCUACAAAGGAUAUCUUUCACCUGAAAAUCAUGGCAAAUCAUACAUACAUGAUGUUUUGAAGAUCCAAAAUCAAGACAUCAAAGAUUAGCUCCUGAAAUUUAAUUUGUAUGUGAAUUGUGAUUAAUGGAAAAUAAAAGUCUAAUAAACCUUCAAUAAUAAACAAUAAUGUAAUUCUUUACUUAUUUGUUUCAAAUACUAGUACAUGUAUAAGUUGUUCAUCACAGGAUUUGCAGAGUACUUUGGAGUAAAGUACUCAGCCUCAGGAAUAACUAAUUGAGAAUAUUUGUUAAUUUUAUUUAAUUUUUUAAUAUGUAAUUAGGAAAGAGAAGUGCUUUAUAUAGCACCACUUGUAUACAACACCUAUAGUCGUAUCCUCGUGAUGUGAAAUAAAAAUUUGUUGCAAUU
Messenger RNA from Trifolium pratense (red clover), 1382 nucleotides. Its product is annotated as codeine O-demethylase-like. Bases 1 to 1065 code for a protein of 354 amino acids. The transcript is spliced from 4 exons. Lineage: Eukaryota; Viridiplantae; Streptophyta; Magnoliopsida; Fabales; Fabaceae. The record is from RefSeq and is a predicted model, not a curated record.